AUGCCUAUCAGGAUAAAUCUACCUCCGGCAACGCGCGCCUUGCUGAUCAGUCAGUUGGCGCUCUCCUUUUUGUAUAACGUCGCAAGAUGGAGACAACUCGAUGACGGCCCUCCAUCUUCAGGCGCGCAAAGCACCCCGAUUGUUCCAUAUCUCACGCUUGUUCCUUCAAUGUUCUAUUAUUACCCAUGGACUAUCCUCACCGCGACCUUUGUCGAGCAAAACAUCUUCACAGUUCUCAUCAACGGAGCAACCGUGUUCUACGGCGGGAAAUACCUUGAGCGAGCAUGGGGUUCUAAGGAGUUUGGAAAAUUCAUACUGGCUAUUGCUCUCAUUCCCAAUGCUUUGAUGAUUGUGAUUUAUAUUUUCUGGGGCGCUGUUACUGGCAGCAGUGUUCGAGGGUACGCUUUCUGGUUCUCUUCCGAUGAUGAAUGUACAACUUCUUGCACAAUGCCGGCUGACGACCCCAUCAUUCGCAGUCUUACACAAAUCUGCGGCGGCGUUGCCCUGCAGGCUUCCUUUCUCGUCGCAUUCAAACAGCUUGUUCCCGAGCAUACCGUUACGAUCUUGAAGGGCAUCAUAAAAAUGCGGGUCAAGCAUUUCCCUGCUAUCUUUUUGGUGCUCAAUUCUAUCAGCGGUAUCAUUUUUGGCACCGACACGGCGGCUAUACUCGCUUGGCUUGGCUUAUUGACUAGCUGGACAUAUCUUCGAUUCUUCAAAUAUCAGCCCGAUCUUACGGGCACUUCCACCAAUGGUCUUGGUUUCAAGGGCGAUGCUAGUGAGACCUUUACUUUUGCAACUUUUUUUCCCGACGCCAUUCAACCUCCAAUUGCUUUCGUUACCGACCAGAUAUAUGCGUUCCUCGUCGCUGUCAAAGCCAUCACCCCGUUUUCCGCCGAAGAUAUUGCUUCCAGCACAGAGAAUGCAGUGGCUCGUGGCCAGGCCGGUCUGCCUAGUUUGCUGAGCAAUCCUGGAAGCAGUGCAAGAAGUGCAGGAAAACGAGAGGAAGCCGAACGUCGACGAGCACUUGCGCUCCGGGCUCUUGAUCAGCGACUGCAGGCUGCUACUGCCAGCAAGCCUCCCGCUUUGUCCAGUCAGACCGCUGCUCCUUCAAGUACAAAUGCACCGACUGUAGCUGCCGGGCAAAAUAUGCUUGGUGAGACUACAUAUACUCCGGAUAAUUCGUGA
Molecule: messenger RNA, 1185 nt
Organism: Talaromyces amestolkiae
Lineage: Eukaryota; Fungi; Ascomycota; Eurotiomycetes; Eurotiales; Trichocomaceae
Exons: 1
Coding region: 1-1185 (394 amino acids)
Biological process (GO): retrograde vesicle-mediated transport, Golgi to endoplasmic reticulum
Cellular component (GO): membrane; Golgi apparatus
Source: RefSeq, a predicted model, not a curated record